UGAAUCAAUCGGACUGAAAAUCGAAUCGUCUCCGUGUUUUUUUGCAAAUUUAUCUUGUUCACGGAGCUCUGAGCGUCAAAAAGGGCUCAAAACCACUAAAAAAGGGAGUCUCUACUCCAAAACGUGAAGAUCGACGGAAUUUUUGUGCCCGAUUAGUUGAUAAGAUUUAGAAAAAAAAAAAUUUAGUGAAAGAAAAAUUAAUCUCUGCACGAAAAGAAAAAAAAUGUUACCCACUUACAAUAGAAUGAACACAAUCAACUCUCGCAAAAUUUGGAGUUGUCGAAAUCCGGAAAAGCUGCUGAUCCUUUUGGUCGUCGUUUCCUUUUGCUUCGUGUGUUUCGGUGCGUUUUUCCUGCUGCCCGAUAACUUUGGCUCGGACAAAGUGACGAGGAUUUACAAGCAUUUGAAGGAUGCUCCGGAAAUAUUUCUGCCUGCGCCGCCAAUUAAGCAUGGCGAUAACGACGAGGACAUUCACAUGAUCAACGAUCGCGAAAAGUUACGCGAGAAAAUCAGCAACGAGAUGGGUAGCGACAUUCUCGAGAAGCCCGAAACGGCGAAGAAUGAACGGGAUGUCAAUGAAAAUGUCGUCGGAGGAGCGUCAAGUGACGAAGGAGCGAAUAACAACAACAAUGCAGGCGAUGGACAAAUCAAACCUCCGAUGCAACAACCUGAACCGGGCUCGUUGGCAGCAAUUAAUGCCGUGAAAGAUGCAACUUCGGCGCUGGAUCAUCAAAUUCAUCAUAGCGAGGAUAAGGAUCCCGUGACACGAGAACGCAGAAAUAAAGUCAAAGAGAUGUUGAUGCACGCAUGGAACAAUUACAAAACUUAUGCAUGGGGCAAGAACGAGUUACGUCCUUUGUCGAAGAGACCUCAUACGGGCAGCAUUUUCGGGGCUUACGAUAUGGGAGCGACAAUUGUCGAUGCUCUUGACACACUUUUCAUCAUGGGCAUGAAAGAUGACUUUGACGAAGGGCGUGAAUGGGUAGCUCAACGCUUCAAUUUGGACAACGUCACGGGCGACAUAAGCGUUUUUGAGACAAAUAUUCGUUUUGUUGGAGGAUUUUUGGCUUUAUAUGCCCUCACAGGAGAUCCAAUUUUCAAAGAAAAGGCACAAUACACUGCAGAUAAGCUUCUCCCAGCGUUCCAAACACCAACGGGAAUCCCAUAUGCUCUCAUUAACUUUCGUACAGGCUCAAGCAAGAAUUAUGCAUGGGCUAGCGGAGCAUCUUCGAUCCUUUCGGAAUUCGGGACGCUUCAUUUGGAGUUUGCUUAUCUGAGUGACAUCACGGGAAAUCCCAUCUACAAGGAGCGUGUCAACAAUAUUCGUCAAGUUUUGAAGGAACUUGAGAAACCAAAAGGACUUUAUCCGAAUUAUUUGAAUCCUAAAACCGGAAAAUGGGGACAACAACACAUGUCAUUGGGUGCCUUGGGCGACAGUUAUUACGAAUAUCUCCUGAAAGCGUGGUUGCAAUCCGAUCGCGACGACGAAGAUGGGCGUCAAAUGUUCGACGAUGCAAUGGCAGCUAUCAUGGAGCACAUGAUCCGCAAGAGUCAAGGAGGCCUAACUUACGUGUCAGAUCUCAAAUUUGACAGAUUAGAGCAUAAAAUGGACCAUUUGGCGUGUUUCGCGGGCGGAUUAUUCGGUUUAGCAGCAAAUACGUUAGAUAAUGAACUCUCGCCAAAGUACAUGGAAGUCGCAAGAGGUCUAACAAACACGUGUCACGAAAGUUAUAUUCGCACAGCGACGCAUUUGGGACCCGAAAGCUUCCGUUUUACCGAAGGCGUGGAAGCUAAAGCUCUCAAAUCGCAGGAAAAAUACUACAUUUUGCGUCCCGAAACGUUCGAAAGUUACUUUAUCAUGUGGCGCUUGACGCACGAUCAAAAGUAUCGUGAUUGGGGAUGGGAUGCCGUGCAGGCCCUUGAGAAUUAUUGUCGCACUCCAAACGGAUAUACAGGCAUCAAAAAUGUGUAUCAAGAAGAUCCCGUGAAGGAUGAUGUUCAACAAAGUUUCUUUUUAGCUGAAACGUUAAAGUACCUUUACCUUCUCUUCUCCGACGAUUCGUUGCUUCCGCUCGACGAAUGGGUCUUCAAUACCGAAGCACAUCCGUUACCCAUCAAAAAUGUCAACAAUCUCUAUAGACCUGUCAGCGCAACAGUUCCAUCUCAGUAAACCUGAGAUGCAAUUCCUCGCCAGUUUGCUACGACAAUGUACAUAAAAACCACCUUUAACUUAAUAAUUAAUCAUCCUCUAAAAAAAAUUAGUUCGAACAAAAAAGAAUAAAAUAGCACACAAAAACAAAAAAUUAUUUAGAAAAUUGAAGAUUUUACUACAGUGUAGUAACGACUUUAAUAAUUCUUAAAAAAAUUAUAAAUUUAUAGUCGAAAGAGAAAAAAAAAGAGAAACAGAUCAAAACUAGACGAUAUUUUUUGAUACAAAAAUAUUGAUGGAAACGUGUAAAAAAAUAAUAAGACUAUAGAUAUUAACAAAUUUAUCGUAUAAGUAGAGUAGCUUUAAAAUAAAUUAGCAAAAAAAGGGAUCUAACUUUGUAAAAAAAAAUGUUAAAAUGCUUAAUGAAAAUGUUUUUUUGACUGAGAAAGUUUCAUAUCAGAAAUUCUUUUAAAAAUCAUUGUAAAUUUUGAAAAUUUCUCUGAAUUUUUAAAGACUGUACUGUGCCUUUAGACGUCACAAAAGCAUUUUCAUGAAGUAAAAAAUCAAAAAUGUAAAAUUUAUCAAGUCAUAAUUCAAAGAAAAUAGUACCAUAGGGGUUUAAGAAGUCAAAUUCGAAGAAAAGGUCGCUUAAAGUCACUCGAUCAAUGUAAACGACAUGCGACGAUGUUGCAAAAUUCAAAAAAUGUUGAAUUAGUAGGUUGGCGAUUUUCUCGAUGGAAACGUCUUGUAUUUUUCAAACUCUUAUUUAAUUUCUCGAGAUAAUAAAUAAAAACCCAGAAAAUUUAAAAAUUCUGUUCGAGUUAAUUUUUUUAUGCUAUUUUCAAAUAAAAAUAAAAAUAUUCAAAAAUAAAUUUUUUAUUGAA
Culicoides brevitarsis is the source of this 3033-nucleotide messenger RNA. RefSeq names its product mannosyl-oligosaccharide alpha-1,2-mannosidase IA (gene alpha-Man-Ia). Lineage: Eukaryota; Metazoa; Arthropoda; Insecta; Diptera; Ceratopogonidae. Gene Ontology annotation, molecular function: calcium ion binding; mannosyl-oligosaccharide 1,2-alpha-mannosidase activity. Gene Ontology annotation, cellular component: Golgi membrane; endoplasmic reticulum. The record is from RefSeq and is a predicted model, not a curated record. The transcript is spliced from 5 exons. The coding region runs from base 224 to 2170 and encodes 648 amino acids. Gene Ontology annotation, biological process: carbohydrate metabolic process; mannose trimming involved in glycoprotein ERAD pathway.